Molecule: messenger RNA, 3874 nt
Organism: Aethina tumida (small hive beetle)
Lineage: Eukaryota; Metazoa; Arthropoda; Insecta; Coleoptera; Nitidulidae
Product: A-kinase anchor protein 200
Exons: 8
Coding region: 109-3051 (980 amino acids)
Molecular function (GO): nucleic acid binding
Source: RefSeq, a predicted model, not a curated record
UCUAAUCCAUAGCCACCUAUUAAAACUAUUAAAUCAUUGUUUCCUACUAAACUGCGUAGUUAGCGACGUUCUUUCCACUCGCGACUUCCGAACUGAACGGAUGCCACCAUGACCGGGAGUCCGAAGGAAGAUCGUGACCGUCUAAAAAGGCAGCAAAGAGGUAUGGAUGAGUUAAUAGAGAAUUAUGAAACAGAACAGAAGCGUCAACGUUCCGAAGAAUUAAAUAAGAACAUCGCGGACUUUUCAAUGGAGGUGCAGCAAUCCACCUCCAUUGCGAUCCAACCGAAAACCGAACAAGCUACACCAGUUUCAGCAAUGGAAGAAGAUGCAGGACAGCCCCAGGCCGAACCACCAAAAUCAGGAGAAGUUGCCGAUGUACCAAAAUCAGGAGAAGCUGCCGAUGCACUAAAAUCAGGAGAAGAUGCUGAUGCACCAAAAUCAGGAGAAGCUGCUGAUGAACCAAAAUCAGGAGAAGCUGCUGAAGCACCAAAAUCAGGAGAAGCUCCCGAUGCACCAAAAUCAGGAGAAGCUCCCGAUGUACCAAAAUCAGGAGAAGGUGCUGAUGCACCAAAAUCAGGAGAAGCUGCUGAUGAACCAAAAUCAGGAGAAGCUGCUGAUGCACCAAAAUCAGGAGAAGUUGCUGAUGCACUAAAAUCAGGUGGAGCUGCCGAACCACCAGGAACAGAAGGAGCCGGUGAACUACCAAAGUCAGAUGGAGCUGCUGGACCACCAAAAUCAGAUGAAGCCGCUGAACCACCAAAAUCAGGAGGGCCAGGCAAACCGAAAUCAGGAGCAAAGUCCAGGUCCAGGACACGUCGUAGACCAGCGCCACCAAGCGAGGCACAGCCGAAAGCCAAGAAACCUAAGCGUACAAAGAAGGCAGGGCCAACUAAGCCUCAACCACCAAAACCAGAAUUGCUUAUUGGAUCUGGCCCAUCACAACAGCAAAAUGAAUCGAAACUGCAGAUCCCAGAACCAUCCCUCGAUCUAGUUGAAUACAAACUAGCUCAGAUGGAAGAAAGCUCAGUCAAGUGCGAACCACGGCUGAUGAUACCAUUUCCUGUGAGGAUACCCACCUACAGUCCUCUUGAUUUGUAUCAGAAAAGAGCUGGGGAAUACUUCGAUAAAAAUGAAGUCCCAUCAACCAAAUACAAGCCACUAUUUGAUGGCAAGGAUGAGAAAGUAGGAAAGCUUCUACAUUUCAUGCGUAGAAUAAGCCCUAUUAUUCCGGACAUGGUGCUCGUGGGCAGAAAAGACAGCCCGCCUAUAGUAUAUUUGCAUAACGCCGUCGUCUCGACCACAUUUGAUGUGCGGUACAAAAUAAUGAACGACGUCUACCAACUGCAUAUUAACUCCAAAAUUGUGGCUCAGACUGAACACAGUAGCCCUCAGUCCUACAAGCAGGACUUGGCAGUUCUGGCGUUUGAGAGACUUAAGAGAGACUGCUUCAUCGUCAUUCGAAAAGUAGUUCUAGAAGAUUUGACACAUAAACAGUUGAACGAGCUUGAAAAGUACUUGAUUAUGCCCCCUGAUUUGUCAGAGCCUGCACCUGCGAGUGUGUCAAAGCCUGCACCUGACGAUGUGUCAGAGAAUGCACCUGACGGUGUGUCAGAGCCUGCACCUGAUGAUGUGUCAGAGCCUGCACCUGACGAUGUGUCAGAGCCUGCACCUGAGGGUAUGUCAGAGCCUGCACCUGACGAUGUGUCAGAGCCUGCACCUGACGAUGUAUCAGAGCCUGCACCUGACGAUGUGUCAGAGCCAGCACCUGACGGUGUGUUAGAGCCUGCACCUGAGGGUACGUCAAAGCCUGCACCUGACAGUGUGUCGGAGCCUGCACCUGACGGUGCGUCUGAGCCUGCACCUGACAGUGUGUCAGUGCCUGCACCUGACGGUGUGUCAGAGCCUGCACCUGACGGUGUGUCAAAGCCUGCACCUAACGGUGUGUCAAAGCCUGCACCUAACGGUGGGUCGAAGUACCCUCUGGUUUCCAAAAUGGAAUGGGGCGGUCAAAUAAACGAAGACGUGAAAAAGAUCUUCGAUUACGUGGACACUUUUUACUGCAACCUUAGUAGCAAUUACGUCAACGAAUUGCACAAGAUCAUCAAAGCUUACGCGGAGAACGAUAGUCUUUCGUUCUUCUCGUUCUAUCCCAAUCUUACGAGGACUCAGAGAACCGCAGUUCAUAGACUAUGUGUGAGGUACAACUUGAAAUCCAGAUUCUUGGGUGAUUCAGAUAAAAGGCGCAUCAUCAUUGGCAAGAAGUAUUCUCCAUAUGAUCUUAUAAAAAUUUUACUGAGACACGAUUGCGAGACCUCCACCCAUCGUCUGAUCAUCCCAGGAAUAGGUAUGGAUCAAUGGAAGGCCCUCAAGCCCAAAACCGCCUUGAAAUCAGACCGACCUCCGGUUGAGGUCGAGGAAAACAUCGCUUCGGAACUGAACAAUAAAGCAAGAACGAAGCAGCUACUGCGUUCAGUUGCUGAGCAGUCCGCCAGGAUGGAGCUGAGAGUGAAGAAGGUGCAAAGUCAACUACUAGAGACCGUCUUCCAUAAGCUUUGCCCGCCUGAGUUGAUUAGGUUCUUGCACAUUCGUCAGGAAAAACGCAACCAGGAGGGAGGGGCUUUUAUGGCGCCCGUCAAUUUUCCUCCAGCCGUUGACUUCCCGAUAGCCACCCGAUACACUAACAACUCUGACAUCAGAGAAAUAUGCGUAAUUCACGAAAAGGAUCCCAUAAUUUUGACUCGUGAUGAGUUCGAUAAACUUUUCAAAAGGCAGCUCGUAGGCUUUCAAACUGGAAAGGGUGCGGUGCGACGUAAAGAAGAAACGAUUGUCAAAGAGGAACAACAGGCAGGAGGGUCGGAGGCCUCAGCCCAGGUGAUUCUGGAUCCAGAAAUAUUGCGGUUCAUAAAGCAAGUGCCGGUCGAUCACAGUGAACCGACUUUUCCGUUAUUCAACCCGGGUCUAAAAAUCAAGGAGGAGCCCAUCGACCCAUCCUACCAGAUUGGGUCUGCAGAUGUUGCUGCUAUUGUCAUUAAACAGGAACCAGAAGAUUAAAUUGUUUAUGUUGCUGAAGUCUUUCUAGACCACAAAAAAUGUUCAGUAUUAUUGUCGCUAGACUGAUUUCAUGUUCAUUCCGUCCGUUUUUUUUGAAGUCUUUCUAGACCACAAAAAAUGUUCAGUGUUAUUGUCGCUAGACUGAUUUCAUGUUCUUUCCGUCCGUUUUUUUGAAGUCUUUCUAGACCACAAAAAAUGUUCAGUAUUAUUGUCGCUAGACUGAUUUUAUGUUCUUUCCGUCCGUUUUUUUGAAGUCUUUCUAGACCACAAAAAAUGUUCAGUAUUAUUGUCGCUAGACUGAUUUCAUGUUCUUUCCGUCCGUUUUUUUGAAGUCCUUCUAGACCACAAAAAAUGUUCAGUAUUAUUGUCGCUAGUCUGAUUUCAUGUUCAUUCCGUCCGUUUUUUUGAAGUCUUUCUAGACCACAAAAAAUGUUUAGUGUUAUUGUCGCUAGACUGAUUUCAUGUUCUUUCCGUCCGUUUUUUUGAAGUCUUUCUAGACCACAAAAAAUGUUCAGUAUUAUUGUCGCUAGACUGAUUUCAUGUUCUUUCCGUCCGUUUUUUUGAAGUCCUUCUAGACCACAAAAAAUGUUCAGUAUUAUUGUCGCUAGACUGAUUUCGUGUUCAUUCCGUCCGUUUUUUUGAAGUCUUUCUAGACCACAAAAAAUGUUCAGUAUUAUUGUCGCUAGACUGAUUUCAUGUUCUUUCCGUCCGUUUUUAAAUAGGUGACUGUGACCAAUCUCAUCAGUCAUUCUAUUUAUAUUAAAUUAUAUAUUCUAUAUAUAGCUUUUAGUGUGUUGUUUUGGACCAAUAAAAUAAAAUCAAA